This is a messenger RNA of Cottoperca gobio, 2852 nucleotides long. RefSeq names its product tubulin folding cofactor B (gene tbcb). Lineage: Eukaryota; Metazoa; Chordata; Actinopteri; Perciformes; Bovichtidae. The record is from RefSeq and is a predicted model, not a curated record. Bases 173 to 910 code for a protein of 245 amino acids. Gene Ontology annotation, cellular component: nucleus; cell cortex; microtubule plus-end. Gene Ontology annotation, molecular function: alpha-tubulin binding; microtubule plus-end binding. Gene Ontology annotation, biological process: cytoplasmic microtubule organization; tubulin complex assembly; post-chaperonin tubulin folding pathway. The transcript is spliced from 7 exons.
UCGGGGAGGUCACGUGGUUUUUUUGGCGUGGUGGUAAAGCAAGCGAGGCAACUAAAUCAUAAACAUUUAGCUGCGACUCUUCUUUUUCGAAAGGUGGAUAGUUUUUCCGGUAAUCUGCUCUGCGCUUCUAGAUAAACCCAUAUCUGUUAUAUUUGCCAAUUCAACCAGCAUCAUGGACGGUGGAGUGGAAGUAGUUACCAAUCCCAUCGUGAAUGUGCGCCUAACAAGCACCAUCUCCUCCUUCGAGGUGCAGCGCAGGUUCAAUAGAGGGAUUAGUAUAGCAGAACUGAAGGGAAAAUUGGAGAUGGUUUUGGGUGCAUCUCCCUCCAGCAUGGACCUGGAGUUGUUCAGUGUCUCUGACAAGUUCCUGCAGAAAAUGGACGACAAUGAAGCUUUGCUGGGUUCCUAUCAUGUUGAUGAUGACUGCAGAAUACACGUUACUGAUACAAGUGGUCAGGUGAACGAGUUCACUGAUGUUUCCAAAGUAGAGAAGUUUGAACUCUCACAGGAGUCUUAUGAAAAGAGAACAGAUUCAGCAAGGUCAUUCAUGAAGAAACAUCGUGUUGGUCACUUCAACGAGGAAGAAAUGGCCAAGAAGAAAGCUGAGACUGCUGCUCGGGAGGAGGAACAGAGGGUUGCUGCUGAUGCCAUUUCUGUUGGCAACAGAUGCAAAGUGCAGGUACCUAGGCAACCCACGAAGCUUGGCACAGUCAUGUAUGUUGGUACAACAGAUUUCAAGCCAGGCUACUGGGUGGGUCUGAAGUACGAUGAGCCCAUGGGAAAGCACGAUGGAAUUGUUGAAGGCAAGCAAUACUUUCAAUGUGAGAAUAAAUACGGUGGAUUUGUGAAGCCCCUGAGUGUGACAGUAGGAGACUUUCCUGAGGAGGAUUACGGUGUAGAUGAGAUGUAGGACUGUAAUGUGACAGUGACUUUCUCCUGUCCUGAAAUUUGAGCGUCAACGUCAAGCUGUUUUCUAUUCACCAACCCGAGAUGAUGGAAAGUCAUUGUCAUUGUAACAAGUACAUUUUCUGUUGGUUUUUUUGUGCUUCUCUGGAGGGCAUGAUCCAAAGUGCGGUGUCUAAAGGCCUUUUAGGUUCAACAGCUCUCUCACUGACGCUGACGCAACCUGAUAGAGGUGAAUGUCAGGCAGUACAUCUCUUGGUUCGCUCGAUAUGAUGAUAAUAGUACAGGAUAAUCACACCAAGCUUUGAUGGAGGGGGUUUGUUGCAUGUAAGGCAGCAUAUUGAAGGUCAAUAUGUGGUCCUUCACUUCAUGCACUUCUGUUCAAUUUAAGUUACAUGCUUUAGUAGUACUUGUUACUGCCAAGCUUUUUUAACAUGGGUAUAAUCUAUGUAAUCUGAAAGUCUGUAUUGACAGUUUAAAUACCAACUUAAUUUGUCUUCAUUUAGUUUGUAUUGGUUAAUACAAAGAGGAUUGUAUAGAACUGUUUAUAGUUAACUGUAGUCUGAGCAUUUUUGUGAUGAAUGUUAAUUGCUGAGAGAGGUCCAAGGCGAAAAUCCCACCUGAAAUACUUUGGUAAUGACUUCAAAAGUGUCUCUCUAACUUGUAUUACAAACCUAAUUUGACGCUGCUUACAUGUCUCCAAUUGAGUCAAACUGGAAAACACUUUCCAAUCAGAGUUUAAUGAGCAAAAUCAUUCCACCGUAUAUCACUCGCAGACAAGAAAUUCACAGUUGAAGAGGAAAGAUCAGUGAAUCUCCACCCACAGUCCAUAGUGCAACAAAGGUGCUUUGAGCUACAUAAGUAUACACUGUCUAGAAUAAGAGUGAAAGUUUGCCAGGGUAGAUAAUUUCUCUCUAAACGACUAAAUUCCUUAAAUUUAAUUUUGUGUUUGUAUGUAAUGUGUUCAAUGUUGAGGUUCCCAAGUGGAUAUAAUAUGUAAUUGCCCAUUAUUCUUCUGUGACUAAAUACCUCUUGUUAAAAAAUUAAACUGUCCACCUGAAUGUGUCUUGCAUAUAUUGAAAUAAAAAAGAGUUUCAGGUUUAACAUUUGAAAUGGCAAUCCUCAAUAUGACUAUUUUUCAAUUAAAAUCUGAUCGAAUAUAUCCAAAUGAUGUACUCUGUAUAAACUGAGCUCCCCUGUAUCCAAAUGAAAUGACAAAAUCCAAUUAUUAUGUCCUUAGAUGUGUCUCCAAGAACUCAAUCUGAACUGUUCAGUAAGUCUGAAAUUGAUAUUAAAUUGUUCUAUUUAUUUAAUUUUAAUCUAUCCUAAUGGAGCGUUUAAUUUCUUUAUUCCUGCAGUUUCACAUAAGCAUGACACAUUAAAUGUAAUUCAGUUAAGUACAAUCUCUUAGUGCUUUCUAUUCAUGUCCUUUAAACAGUUUUUUGAUCCGGUGGGUGGCUUAAGUAAGUCAUUUGGUGGAGAUGUUUAACUCUAAAGCAUACCUGUUUAUGUUUCCCAUCCUUAGCGCAAGUAUAAAGUGUACUUACAAUGUAUCAUAUGAAUAUUUUUGAUUACUAUAGAGGUUGGCCAUCAAAGUAAUUGAUUAAAACACAGGGAAAGACAAAAACUAUAAAAUGUUCACUCUCCAGUUAACUGCCUCUCUCCCUUAUAAUCACCACAACACUCAGCUUUGGAAAAUAAAGGAUAUGCCUUAUUUAUGCUUUGUUAUAUGUUAUUGGUAUAAUACUGUUGACAUGAUUUUUUAUCCUCUAAAGUUUACAGAAAUGUAAAUUAAUAGUUUGUGGUUUCUUUUUUAAUGAAAUGUCAUUACUACACACAAAAAUGUAGUGUUGUUCUCUUUUCCUUUUUUAAAAACUGUUAAUCUCUAAGGUGCUGGUGUUACUUUGUGCCAAAGGGUAAUGCAUAUUAAUAAAAAUGAUUUGCCAGUA